Molecule: messenger RNA, 1549 nt
Organism: Hippocampus comes (tiger tail seahorse)
Lineage: Eukaryota; Metazoa; Chordata; Actinopteri; Syngnathiformes; Syngnathidae
Product: coagulation factor VII-like
Exons: 8
Coding region: 62-1417 (451 amino acids)
Biological process (GO): blood coagulation; proteolysis
Cellular component (GO): extracellular region
Molecular function (GO): calcium ion binding; serine-type endopeptidase activity
Source: RefSeq, a predicted model, not a curated record
AGCAUUUGACCAGUGCUGGGGUUAAAGGACUUUAGCCUCAUACAGAUUAACCAGCGUUCCCAUGGCGUCAACAGCGCGCUCGUGUAUCUUUGUAAGCGUGCUCAUCGUCUUUAGCUCGACAUCAUUGGCAUCAGUCUUCCGAGAUCCAGAUGAGGCGCACAGUGUCUUGGUGCGCACCAAGAGAUUCAACUCGGGCUGGCUGGAGGAGCUGCAGAAGGGUGAUCUGAAGAGAGAGUGUCUGGAGGAGAAGUGCUCAUAUGAGGAAGCCCGUGAGGUGUUUGAGCACCAAGAGGCCACGGACGAAUUCUGGAAGACAUACAGCAUUCCAGACAGCUGUGAGUCAAGUCCCUGCUUGAACGGGGGGAGCUGUUUGGUCCUGCCGGCGUCUUACAACUGCUUGUGUCCACCGCCCUUCAGUGGCCUCAACUGCGAGCUUGACGACCACGUCCGGCCAGAGACAUGUUUGCUAGAAAAUGGAGGCUGUGAGCACUUCUGUGAUCAAGACGAGAGAGGAGAACGAGUCAACUGCUCAUGUGCGGAUGGAUACUUUCUGAAUGCUGAUGGCCAGAGCUGCAUGCCCAAAGACUCAAUAACGUGUGGCAUGACCCCAGUUCUUCAAGAUCCAAACAAAGCCAAGAAGCUUGACCCUCGUGCUCGGAUUGUGGGUGGACAAGAGUGUCCCAAAGGCGAAUGUCCCUGGCAGGUGUUGCUGCUUUAUCAUGGCAAAGGUUUCUGUGGCGGAAUAAUCAUUAAACCCAUGUGGAUCCUCACGGCAUCUCACUGCCUUGAAGAUACUGACGCCCAGUUUUUAAAUGUUGUUGCAGGCGAGCAUAACACCAUGGUGGAGGAGGGAACAGAGCAGGUCAUCCAGGUGGCUCAAAUCCUCAUGCACGAGCGCUAUGAAAAGAAAACGGCUGACAACGACAUCGCCCUGCUGCGAUUGGCCUCGCCCGUGGUUUACACGCCAUACGCCGUACCGGCCUGCCUGCCCACAAAGUCUUUGGCUGAGCGCGAUCUGUGGGCCAUCAGCAUCCACACAGUGAGCGGCUGGGGGCGACGAGCCGAAAACGGCCCCACCUCACAUCUGCUGCGCCGCCUCAGGGUGCCUCGCAUACGUACACAACAGUGCAUCCAGGAGAGUGGCGUGCAGCUCACUGAAAACAUGUUUUGUGCCGGAUACCUUACGGGACGGGAGGACUCGUGUAAAGGUGACAGCGGCGGGCCCUUGGUGACGCAGUACAAGAAGACCACAUUCCUGCUUGGCAUCGUGAGCUGGGGGAAGGGCUGUGCCCGGCCAGGCCACUACGGCAUCUACACACGCGUCUCCAACUACCUGCAGUGGAUACACAACCACACAGCAACACCAGUACAGCUCACAAACGACACGCAACUUCUACCGCACAACCUAACCACCUGAGCGCUCGCUUACCAAUCAUCAUCCACCCGCUUUAGCUCUCAACUUUAUGAUUUGGUACAUUUAUCAUACACAAAAACAAUUUGCCUGUUUCAUGAGUUUUGUUCACUUUUGGACCUUUUCUUCUCACCUAUU